GGAAGUGGUGACCGGAGCGGAAGUGGAGCUGCCGCCACCGCCGCCGCCGAUUCCGGAGCCGGGGUAGCUGCCGUGCCGCCGCUGCAGCCGCCGCCGCUGCUUGAGGAGUGGGCCUGGGAAGGAAGCGGUCGCCGCGGCUCGGAGCUCCGCUCGCCAUCGUCUUUGCCCCUGCCGACCUCCCACGGGAAUGACCAUGGAUAAAAGUGAGCUGGUACAGAAAGCUAAACUCGCCGAGCAGGCUGAGCGCUAUGAUGACAUGGCUGCAGCUAUGAAGGCAGUCACGGAACAGGGGCAUGAACUCUCCAAUGAAGAGAGAAAUCUGCUCUCUGUCGCCUACAAGAAUGUGGUAGGCGCCCGCCGUUCUUCCUGGCGUGUCAUCUCCAGCAUUGAACAGAAAACAGAGAGGAACGAGAAGAAGCAGCAGAUGGGCAAAGAGUACCGGGAGAAGAUAGAGGCAGAACUGCAGGACAUCUGCAACGAUGUUCUGGAGCUGUUGGACAAAUAUCUUAUUCCCAAUGCUACACAACCAGAAAGUAAGGUGUUCUACUUGAAAAUGAAAGGAGAUUAUUUUAGAUAUCUUUCUGAGGUGGCUUCUGGAGACAAUAAGCAAACCACUGUGUCGAACUCUCAGCAGGCUUACCAGGAAGCAUUUGAAAUUAGUAAGAAAGAAAUGCAGCCUACACACCCCAUUCGACUUGGCCUGGCACUGAAUUUCUCAGUGUUUUACUACGAGAUUUUGAACUCUCCUGAAAAGGCUUGCAGCCUGGCGAAAACGGCAUUUGAUGAAGCAAUUGCUGAAUUGGAUACACUGAAUGAAGAGUCGUACAAAGACAGCACGCUGAUCAUGCAGUUGCUUAGGGACAAUCUCACUGUAAGUACUACUGGUUUCAGUGACUGCUUUUGGAGGGUUCAUGGUCUACUCACCCACCUCAUAAUUCACUAUUGCCCAAGACCCAAGAGAGUUUUGUACCUUCUGUGGACGUCGGAAAACCAGGGAGAUGAAGGAGAUGCUGGGGAGGGAGAGAACUAAUGUGUAUUGUGCUCCGUGAUCUGUUCAGUGUCACUCUGUACCCUCCACAUAUAUUCCUUUGUGCGAUAAAAAAAAAAAAAAAGAAUCGUACAUUGACUUUUCGAUUUUUCACAGCCUCAGCCUAGCAAAAAUGGUCCAUGGGAUAAACAGCUGGUAUUUGUAUCUUAAACUCAGAUUGGUCACGUAAAUGCCACGGCAUUCUGAAGUUUUGAUUUUUAACAUUGACAGGAUUACUGUGUGUUUAAUUUUUUAAAAACUGAACACUGUGAUUAUGGGGUUUUGUAACUAAGCAGAACUCUUACUGGUAGAAAAAAUAGACCUGAAUUAUCUGUAACUUUUGGGAAAGUUUAAACAGUCACUGAAAUACUGCUCCAUUGUACAGUUGUACAGAAAGUUGUAGUGAUUAUAUUGUGAUGCUGGGACUUGGAGUGAGAUACCUGUCAUUUCGCAUUCGAGUUUAAUGGCAAUUCACAGUAAUUAUGCCUGUUCAGGGCUUAUAGACACUUGACCAGUUGGGGCUCUUGCCACUCAAAAGUUCAUGACCAGUGUCUUCCUCUGAGGAAACUCGAAGUCGAAAAUUGAAAUUCUUUGUGGCAGUUAACUGGCUUAUGACACCAUGAGAAGGUCCAGUGCUCAUACAACACACGUGACUAAAACCCCUGUCCUACAACAAUGUCACUGAUUUGCAACUUGUGCUUCAGUCGUGGAAUCUUACUUUCCUUGUAACCAUGAGCUAAAGAAGAAAGCAAGCCGUGUAUCUUAUGAAUGGCCUUAUCUGUCUCCUGGGUAAUAACUUUAUGAAUAAUGUUCUGCAGAGAUUGCCUUUCACACGAGGAGUGCUCAGUCUUUGGGUUCUUCCUAGCUCCGGGCUUUUAAAUUUUGAAAUCUAAACAUUCUUUCCUACUGUCUUUUUGACUGUUGACUUUUUUUUUCUCUUCCUUUUUAAGUUUCUGUCCUGCUGUUUUACCUUUUUUUUUCUUUUUGAAGUUUAUCUUUAUUUUUCUUUUGUUCACAGUUUAAUACUGUAUGGACAGGGAUAGGAGGCCUGGAGGGGGUGAGAAGGGAAAUUGGUGAGCACUUUGGUGAGCAGGCCUUGUUUCAGUCAAGAAGAGCUUCCAGCACCGUAGCUCUGUCUUCCUCCAGUUUUCAGCACAGUUGUUCUUCCGUCACACCAAGAUCUGAAUCAAAAAGAAUUUUUAAAUAUCCAUGACUCCUCCCUGUAUUAACAGCCAGCCCUGAUAAUGCUUGUUGGUACCUGAUCUCCCAACUGUACUCAUCCAGCCAAGUUCACAGACGUGUUUAAACAAGACCCUCUGAUGCAGGGAAGUUGCAUGAUCACUGCAUUGGGGAGAAUCCAGAAUACCCAGGCCUACCAGUCUCACAGUAUCCCCCCUCUCUUUAACAUUCCACAUAGCUGUAGUAUCCAUCUGUUUGUCCAUCUGCUGAAAUGAGAAAAGAAACCUUCAUGCACUGAUGAAAACAAACCAAAAAAAAAAAAAAUCCCUCCUUUCUAGCUGAACAAAAAUGUGCAGUUAAAUACUUGGCGCUUGAAAAUGCAGUAGUGAACGUGGAACGAGCCUGUCUGUAUAUCUGGUAGCUCUUUCUUGCUUUGUUUUUCCUCACCAGUAUUCUGCCUCACGUUUGCUUCUGUGAUGGUUAUAUUGCCUAGCAAGCACACCCGUGGUUGUGAAAAUAGUAUAGUAAAAAAAGAAAAAUCCCCGGUUAUUGAUGUACUAGAUUUGUGUAUGUCUUUAAACAGUUCUAGUUUCCACCUUACACGGAAUAAUCAGGAAACGUGUAAAAAUUCAAAAGUGAAAUAAAAAAUUUUAUCAGUUA
This is a messenger RNA of Myotis lucifugus (little brown bat), 2866 nucleotides long. It is a transcript of the gene YWHAB, whose product is annotated as tyrosine 3-monooxygenase/tryptophan 5-monooxygenase activation protein beta. The transcript is spliced from 6 exons. NCBI's taxonomy places the organism in Eukaryota, Metazoa, Chordata, Mammalia, Chiroptera, Vespertilionidae. Bases 188 to 1030 code for a protein of 280 amino acids. Gene Ontology annotation, biological process: signal transduction. Gene Ontology annotation, cellular component: cytoplasm. The record is from RefSeq and is a predicted model, not a curated record.